Pieris rapae (cabbage white) is the source of this 3740-nucleotide messenger RNA. Its product is annotated as serine/arginine repetitive matrix protein 1. Bases 511 to 1998 code for a protein of 495 amino acids. NCBI's taxonomy places the organism in Eukaryota, Metazoa, Arthropoda, Insecta, Lepidoptera, Pieridae. The record is from RefSeq and is a predicted model, not a curated record. The transcript is spliced from 14 exons.
CAACAAAAUUCAAUAUGCACAAAAUGGCCGAUUCUUCGAGAAAGGAGUGUCGUGAAUUUUACUGAGUGACCAUCGGCUUAUCAUCAUUGAACAUCUGUGAAAGUUUUGGUGUUUUACUGGUUCGUAACUUUGUAUUGUGAUAGUAUAAGGUGGAUUUAGAUUUGUCUACGCCAGGAUUACAUAGCACUAUGGAUUCCAUAAGGGAUACCCAGGAGGUGAUUCGUCAUCGUUUGGCCUAUAUCGCGAGGCCGCCGCCGCGUAGGCCCGAAGGUUGCAUGUUCACCUGGCGUGGCCAAUAUCCGUACGCGCGAUUGUUCCGUGGAAAUCGCGAUUCCGUCGCGUCGCGUUGUCGUGUUUCUAAGUAUGUCGAUUGGGUUGCAGCGGCGGGGUUGGCGUUCGCGUCUCGCCGUGUUACGCCGCUGCACGAGCCCUGGGGCUUUGCCCUUCCGCGUCAAGCCGCGCACGCGUUAGGAGCCCUUGCUCCAGUUAGAAAAGUCGGAGUAACCUAGAAUGUCGUCCCGACGCAACGGAUCGGUGUCCCGCGCUGCGGAAGCCGCUUCUAAGAACAGACUGCAUAUGGACAGGAAUCCACAGCAUGCUAAGAUCACUGAUCCAUCAAAUCCUGCUGGUCGCCGUAAGGAGAUUGACAAUGUCAUGAAGAGAGCCAGGCAGGCCUCACCUGGCAGCUGGGAUAGAAAGCUGUUGCAGGUGGAGGAAAAGGAUCCAAACAGGUGGCGGCACACUGGAUACAAGCAGCUGUAUCUGGAUGGAGGCGGUUCACCCAGAUCUCCAAGACGUUCUAGAUCACCGGUCGGUCGCCGGUCACGUUCACCCGUAACCCGACGGUCAAGGUCACCGGUACGUCGCUCGCCUAUUCGUAGAUCACGGUCGCCGGUACGCCGGUCGCCGCGUAAAUCGCGCUCACGCUCAAUACGGCGAAGCCCUAGGCGAUCACCACGUAGAAGCCCUGUCAGACGCAGCAGCCCAGUGCGAAGUCCCCGUCGGCGGAGCCCCGUCCCAGCCAGGCCUAAGCGGGCUAGGCCUCCACCGCCGCCCAGGAAUAGGCCGCCGAGCCCACCUGAUCCUAGAAAGGUAUUAACUUCCUCUUCGGGGUCAUCAGCAAGCAGUUGUUCAGACGAAUCCUGCUCUGUUUGUUCGGCUAAGAACAAGAAGACCGCUCCACCCAAGCCACCACCAGGUGUUAAGCCUCCCGUUCUCCCGUCACCAUCGAAGCGUCCUUCUGGUUCCAGUGGUGCAGUGGUUCUACCAACUCGUGAACUUCUCAAGGCAAGGGAGGCCAGCAAGCGUACUCGAGAAGAAAAGGUGUUGGAAUGGCAACGCUCCCAGCUGGCAGUGCGUCCUACCCCGCCCAUACCCCCGGCGCAAAUAAAAAGGGAAGGCGAGAGACGCCGAGAGAGGCCGGACAGAGCCGAACGCGGCGUCUCGCCGGCAGCCAUCGCCGCCGCCCUGGCCGACAGCGAUUCUGACUCCGAGAGUGAUGCGAGCGCUUCCCCUCCGCCACAGAGGCUUACACUCUCCGAGCGUUUUGGCAAGAUGGCGCAAUGGUCGGCUGCGAGAUCAGCUCGUGUGGAAAAUAUGAAUAUGAGGAUAACGAGACGCGAAGCAGGCCUCGAUGUCCACAUCGAUCCGGCCCCGAGGGACGCCAGGCCCAGGUCUUUGAGUCCCGGGGAAAGACCUGAUGAUGAUCUACCUGGUUUGGAACCAGCUCCAAUAGGGAGUUACCCAGAAGAGUUGCUCGCUGUGGCUCCUGGUGGUCUACCUUCGUGGGAUGAUGUCAGGGUCAGAUACGACUACUACAAGAGGCGAGGAUAUCUUAGGGGUCUAUCCCUCGGUGAUUAUGUGAAGUGGGAGGAAUGGUGGUACAAGUACCAGGAGUGGUUGAAGCGCGAAAGGGCAUAUGAGCGGUGGGCUGAUGGGGAAGCACUGCCGGUGCGUCGCGACCGGCGUCGUCGCGGAGGCCGGCACCGGCGAAGCUGAGGGCGCGCCGCCCCCGCGGCGGUCCUCUGUGUGGACUUGGCCGCGGGGGCCGCACUCCGCUAAGGGUGCGACCGCUUCCACCGGACCGACCUGCAGAUGCACUUGGCGUGGUGAAAUAUGUGAAAUUGUGUUAGUGUAUAGUGAAGUGUCAAGUGUAUAGUGCAAGGAUAGUGUACAAACGGUUAACGGUGGUAAUAAGACAAUUAUGACUAUGCUGAUAGUCGUAGAGUGAAGUUGAUUUUAGAUAGUAUCAUUAAAUUAAUGAUUAUCAUUAGAAUCAUUGAAUUAAUUGCCAAUUUUUUUUUAUAUUCAUUAAUCAUUUAUUAAGUCUUUGAAAAUCUUUAUUGUCUAAAAUCAACUUCUAGAGAAAGAUUAUUUAUUUGUAUCUACUUAUAAAUCGAACAUUAACUAAUUGAUUCAUUACUAAAACAUUGAUUAUAUUAGGCAAUUUAUGAAUCAUAUUAAGCAGUGAAUUAGUUAAAACAGUGAUUUAGAAAACUAAAACCGAAAUGUUUAUUGGUCUUAGAAUUAGAACAAAUGGUAGAAUUUAUUGAACAAAUAUAUUCGUAAAAUAUAUUUCUGUAAAUUCUAUAAAUGCUUCCAUGGCUUAGUGGUUAACGUAUGUGGCGUUGAUAGGUUUGAUCCCCAGCAAAAAAAUUAUAUGCCAGGUUAAGCACACAAAUAUAAGUACUGAAAAUCAAUUUCUGUUUAGGAAAAUAUAUUCAAAUGAAUUUUGAAAUGAUUUAUGCUAUAUAAAUGAGGUACAAUACUCAAAUAUAUUAUUACAUGAAGAAAAUGGUUUAACUUUAGUCUAAAAACAAGCCCGCUUCCAACAAUGCAUUAUUUAUUGCAAUUUAUCUCCCUCCCCCCUCCCUGUCAUUAAUAGUAAGCAAAUCUCUCAGAUAUAAUAGUAUAUAAACAUAUUAAUUUAUUUAGGAAUCUACCAAUAUGCCAAGUAAAUUCUAUAAUAUAUAUGUUGCAGCUAACUAGCUUAAUUAGCCUUUCAAAUAAUAGUCAAGGCUUAAACUAAAUAGCACCGUUUAACUACCUAUAUAUACAUAUAUAUACCUUUUUUUUAAUGUAUAGUUAAAAUAUUCAAACAGAUUGGUUAUCUCAACUGAACUAGUCAAAAAUCAUUAACUCCAGUUUUCUAUUUAACUUUUGAGUGAAUUUGUUCUCGGUACUCUUAAAAAAAUAUUUUUAAUACUCAUUGAAAUAGUUCUAAUACAAUUUUUGUAUUGCCAUUUCAGUAUUGAGGGUAGAAUCAAAUUUGUUAUAUAUUUAAUUGACCAAAUGCUUGUACUUGGUAGCUUAGUUCAAAAAUAUUUUUGUGUAAAUUUAUAUUUAAAAAAAUUGUAUAGGACCCAAAAAUCUGUCUGUUUUAUAGGUAAUAUAUCUGUGGUCAUAGAUCUUUUUUUCUUUUUAAUUUUAUGACCUGGCAACCUAGACCUUUCAGUCAUAACUUAUUUGGAAAAUGUUCUUGUCAUAGAUCAGACAAUGAUAAGACCACAGAUUAUUAAAUGCUAUUUUUAAGUACAUUUUAUAGUUUUUGAUGACUUGACUAUAUUUGAGACCCUUGGAAAUUGGUAGUGAAGACUACUCAUAGUUAGCAUUAAGCAAUUCUAUGGAUCUUAUAUGUUUGUAUUUUAAAUUGGAAAUAAUUAUUAGUUUUAAGUUUAUAAGUACAUGUUCGAUGUUAGAAUAAUCAUGUAUGUACGUUGUACAAUAAAGUAUUUAUAACU